AUGGCUGAGACUUACAUCCACCCGCUCGUCUAUGUCGAGACUUUCCUGAACCUGUCUCCCGAAGCGACUCACUGCAGAAACGUUCAGCACUAUGACCACGUGCUUGGCCGAAUCGAGCAGAAGCUGGACUUGGCCAUCACCCCGGGGCUCUCCCUCAGAGACCGUCUGCUCAUAGUCCAAGGCCGGCUCUCCGCGGACUGGACUCCGUGGACUUACCCGAUCCAAGACGAUGUCAACUCGCUUGACUUCGGGGAGGCGCUUCGACGCCUGAGCGACGAGUAUGUCCCACCCCGGGACAGUCUUGAGCAUGUGAUGCUUGUCACCAAGAUCAUGGUGUGCUUCGCUGUCAGACACCUGGCUCCUCCACCCGAGACUCUCGACUUCCUCAUUCUCCCGGAUGUCGGCGUCCUCCAUGACAUGGUCACCGUUCUGCUUCGCGACCAAGAGCCGAACCCCUCCUUCGAGGGCACAGGCGGCACUCGGCCAUCGACCACCCACCCUCAGCUGCACGACCUAGAGCAGCAAAUUGGUACUGUCUCGCAUACAGUACAGACUCUGGGCGAACUCUUCAGGGAAUCCUUGCCUGGCAAUUAUGAGGGAGGGCCACGGCGCCGCAAGAAAGCCAGACGCUCGAGACUAGACAAGUCUCGAUUCUCGGGCAGGGAGGGUGCGGCGGUGGGAGAUGUCGUCGUGGGCAUUUCCCCUCCGGCCAGUUCCUCUGGCGAGUGA
Thyridium curvatum is the source of this 729-nucleotide messenger RNA. RefSeq lists its product as uncharacterized. The record is from RefSeq and is a predicted model, not a curated record. Bases 1 to 729 code for a protein of 242 amino acids. Lineage: Eukaryota; Fungi; Ascomycota; Sordariomycetes; Thyridiales; Thyridiaceae. The transcript has a single exon.